AGUCGGUGUAGGCGGGUGCUCGCGGAGCCGGCUGGCAGCGAUGGCCGGGCAGAUGGCGGUGCUGGGUUCAGCUGUUUUGGCUCUCCUGUUAGCUGGCUACCUAGCACAGCAAUACUUACCAAUGCCUGCACCAAAAGUAAUCGGGAUUGAUCUUGGCACAACUUACUGCUCUGUUGGUGUAUUUCUUCCUGGAACGGGGCUGGUGAAGGUUAUUGCAGAUGAAAAUGGGCACAACAGCAUUCCAAGUAUAGUUUCGUUCACGGACAAAGGCGUCUAUGUAGGAUACGAUGGCCUAGAACUGGCUGACUCAAACCCUCAGAACACCAUCUAUGAUGCAAAAAGAUUCAUUGGGAAAAUCUUCAGUUCUGAAGAACUGAAAAGUGAAAGUAGCAGGUAUCCUUUUAAGAUUUUCAACAACAAUGGAUCAGCUGAAUUUUCUUUGACAACUAAUGAAACCUUUCGCAUCACUCCAGAGUAUAUUGGCUCUCAGCUGCUGUUGAAAUUGAAGAGAAUGGCAGAAGACUAUAUUGGCAUGCCUGUUUCGAAGGCUGUCAUCUCUGUGCCAGCAGAGUUUGAUGAAAGGCAACGGAAUUCUACCAUUAAGGCAGCUAAUAUUGCAGGGCUACAAAUUUUGCGAGUCAUCAAUGAACCCACAGCUGCAGCUAUGGCUUAUGGACUCCACAAUGCUGAUGUGUUUAAUGUUCUGGUGGUGGACUUAGGUGGAGGAACUUUGGAUGUGUCUCUGUUGAACAAGCAGGGAGGGAUGUUCCUCACACGAGCCAUGGCAGGUAACAACAAACUUGGAGGACAGGAUUUUAAUCAGAGGUUGAUGCUGUAUUUAUACAAUCAGCUCCAUCAAAGGUAUGGUUCCCUGCCAACAAGAAAAGAAGAAAUACAUCGCCUCAGACAAGCUGUGGAAGCAGUUAAGCUAAAUCUGACUGUUCAUGAGACAGCCACGCUAAGGGUGUUGUUGACUAUGCCAGAAAAGAAGCCUACAAAAGAACUUCCAGAUAGUGAGGUGAAACCAAACAAUGUGGUGAAAGACGAGCCUUCACAAAAAACAGGAGACCUGAAAAAUCCUGGAGAUGCCUCAAAAGUAGAGAACAACUUUGUCAAAGUUGUGUUUGAGACGGAAAUCUCUAGGAAACUGUUUGAGACGUUAAAUGAGGACCUUUUUGAGAAGAUUCUUGUGCCCAUUGAACAAGUGUUGAAGGAUGGCCACCUCCAGAAAGCAGAAGUGGAUGAAAUUGUGUUAGUGGGAGGUUCCACCCGGAUACCUCAGAUACGCAAAGUUAUUCGGGAUUUCUUUGGAAAGGAACCUAACACCUCUGUAGAUCCUGACCUAGCAGUUGUAAUGGGAGUAGCUAUCCAAGCAGGAAUUGUUGGUGGGUCCUGGCCUCUUCAAGUCAGCGCUAUAGAAAUUCCUAAUAAGUAUUUACGGAAGACUAAUUUUAACUGAAAAGAAACUGUUGCCUAUUGCAUCCCACCUCUCCAAAAGGGUACCCUGAUGGUGCAUACUUACCUGACUGGUGGUGGAGCCUAAUUUUAGCUGUAUUGUAUUAGUUUUUUAUCUGUUGCAGUUAGGUGUCCCUGGACACCAAACUGUUAAAGCUAGAUGUUAUUUUAAAGGUAUGACUGAUUUCUGAAGUUCUCAUGUGUUCUGUCUGUCUGUAGAUUGGAUACUGGAUGAAAUGAAAAUGCCAGUGUUGCCACACCUAUGUUUUAUUGCUAAAUUUUCUUAGCAAGUCCUGUAGGAGGUGUAUGUUUAAAAUAAAAAGGGAGCGUGGCCAAGGUGACAGAUAACAUUGUUAUGGUACUGUAGGUAUUUCCAGUCCAAUAUAUUUACUUUGAAAGAAUGUGAAGCAGUGUUAAUGCACAUAGCACUAGCAGUGUUCAGCUUAAAUUUAUUUAUUAAAUUGAGUCAUUUGAGCUUUUAAAGCACCUUUCUAAAAGGCAUGUUGCAGCUUGAAUGAAAUUUAGGCAUUCACUUGAUUCUUCUGCUGUUCAUAACAGCAUAAUGGUAUUGCUGAGGCUGUACGGCAAAUUAUCUCGUUUCAGCCAAACCAUAUUAAAACCUGUUCCCUUGCUACUGUAGCAUUACGUACUGUGUCUGCAAGGGCUUACUUUAGAUCUGGUUUUAAUGGUUGUCAUACUGGUUCUGCUGUCAUGCCACUGAUGUUCUCCACAGAGAACAAGGAUGUAUUGCCAGCUAUAUAUACCUCCCCUGCCUGAUUUAAAAACUGCAGUAAUUUUAUGUAUAUUAAAGCCACUGCUGAGUAUCUUCCCUUGAAUUUGACCAACACAAAUUUCAUUGUUAUGCAUCUACAAGUGCUUGACAUCUUUCCCCUGGAGUACCCCAGGCUGUACGGUUCUUGGGGAGCAGGUGUGGGGCAGAAGGGAUGAAUUGUCUGAUGAAGUCUAGUUCCUGUAGUCCUAAUAAAUGACAACUCACCCAACUAUUUCACACUUUCUAGCUUUUAUCUCUGGUUUAAAUUGUUUUGUAAUCCCACUCUACGCUGAACAUAGAUCAGAGAUUGUAGCUGUUCUUUUGGCAAGGAAGCAAGGUGUGUAACUUGGGAUUUGAGGUAACACUUUUUAGGCAAAUGGUUUGCUACCAGCUAUCUAGCAGAUGCAUGAGAAGAAAAUAAUGAUCUGAAAAAAAAAAUGGUGACAAUUCUCUUUGGAGGGCUAAGUCAAUACUUAAAGGCCAGUUGAAUUACUCUAUCUGUGUAGAACUUUCUACAAUGAAAACACAUCAUUCAGCUUAGAAAUGAACCCAGACUUUAUCAGGAAAGCUCUAGUAACAGGUGGUUCUAAACAUCUUGUAUUCUGCAGAAUAAUUUUGUUUGUAUUAAACUUGCCAAGAUAAAGUGUGGGGCUUAGAUUUAUUGUUUAACAUAUAACUACAUUAAAAUAGGCUUGUUAUUCUCCUGGCAGCAGGCCUUAUUUAUGUCACUGCCAUAAAUCAAAUGUGCCAAUUCAGCUGUUUACAUAGGUAUUGUCUAAACAUGUCUUCGACCUAAUCUAAUUCAAAACCUCUUAAAUUGAAUCACAGUUGCACACAACCAUUCCAUCAGCAUUGUUUCACUUCACAGAGGAUUCCCAAAACGCUGCUAACAUCUGUUUCAUUUCCCUGAGUUGAAACUACUUUGAUUUUUUUUUCCUCAUUUGAGGAUUUUUUUCCUUUGUACCUUUUUCAAAACGACCCUGUCUACAUCUGUAUGGAACCUCCAGUAUCUAAUACUGCUUCAUUGAAAGAAGUGCCUCUUCAGUAAAAUCCUGGAUGAAUGGCAAUAUACAACAUGGUUUUCGUAAGCAGUUGCUAUUUGGGGCCUUUGCUUUACAGAUAUAAAUAUGUGUGUUGGAUUCAACACAUAUUCCAGUGUCUUUGGAGUCCCUGUGGCCUUUUGCCCUGCUGUAAAUUCAUCUCAAAGUCUACUGGAGUUACAGUAGGCCUUCAGUUUUCAUUUUUUCAAAUGCACUGUGUAAAAUGAGCAGACCUGUGUAAAAAUAGAAGCAUGUCGCAAUGAAAUUAUUAAAAGCUUUCUGCAAUUCUGGGACAUGGUAGGUAUGAGUGGAAGAAACUUAAACUGUUACACUCAGUGCAAAUAAAUGAAGGGGGGGUGAUUUUUUCUCAUGCUCUUUCAGUCUGGAGGAGGUAAAUCCUUUUCAGUGUUAAUCUGGGAGGCAGAAGGGAAGGGCAAGUUGUUUACUUGUUAAAAAAAUUCACAAAAGGGUAUUUAUUCAGAUUUCUGUACAAAUGUUGGGUUUUUUAAUAGAGAAGUUACUGUACAUUGGGUAUCUCACAAUGCAUCUUUAUUUAUUAGAUAACUUUCCUGAACCCUGCAGUCAAGUUAUUUAUUUUGUAACUUUUGGGUUUAGUACUCUACUUUGGCACACUGACUUUUAAAGAUGACUCCACUCUAUUACAUGGCUAUUUCCAGGUAUGCAAGUGUACUGCUUGUCUCUCUUUAAAGAAAUUGGUAUUUGAAGGCUGAAAUCCCUACAAUCCUUGAAAUCUGAGUAUGGUUGCCUGUGGUGGUAGGUAUGCAACAAAUUUAUAUAGCUAAAGCUUCUUUUGCAAGUUGAAAAUAUGAAAGUCCAAGAUGCCUAACCAAUUAUAUGUUCCAAUGCAGAUGAUGAAAUGCAUUUUAUAAAUAACCUUUUAGAAUGUUUUUAAUAAAAGGAAUUUCUGGCCCUUG
Molecule: messenger RNA, 4202 nt
Organism: Melopsittacus undulatus (budgerigar)
Lineage: Eukaryota; Metazoa; Chordata; Aves; Psittaciformes; Psittaculidae
Gene: HSPA13
Product: heat shock protein family A (Hsp70) member 13
Exons: 5
Coding region: 41-1459 (472 amino acids)
Cellular component (GO): cytosol; cytoplasm; nucleus
Molecular function (GO): ATP binding; ATP-dependent protein folding chaperone
Source: RefSeq, a predicted model, not a curated record